UUUCAAAGACGUAGAACGCGGGAGACACAGGAUCAGCACACAACGCGUAGCGGAACCGCAGGGACUCCGUGAACGUCUAUCCUUACCCCGCGGAAGCCUGCCUGGGAGGGAACGAACAAGGAUUCUUACACGGCUAAACCAUCUUUGUUCCCGCAAUGCAACCCUCAGAUUGACGGCCUCCAUUGCGUACGGUUACAUCACCUUAUGUACUCUGGCUCCUGGGUGUUGUUUUCGGGUACACACCACCUCGCGAUCCCCCGAUUUUCGCGCCAAGAUCGCGGUUAUGACACCGGGAUCUUACCGGAGCGUACCAGAUACUCGGAGACACUGAUCAUUCGUUCGUACCAUAUCCCCGUUUCAUCUUCAUUGUCGACCACCUCUCUGUAGGAUGGUUUAGUCUCUUAUAUUCCUCCAACGGGCCGCUUCUCUGUCCUCGUGCGCGUUGCUAACCAUGGUACCGGCUGCCCACCAAAGAUCUCCUUCCACCUCGCCCAACACCUUGUGAUCCGUCCUGUGUGAGAAGGCGGUUGCAGAUUUCCCAUUAUACGAGUCACUCGGUUAUAUAUCGGCGUUGGCUCCUGGGCGUUUUCUCAUCCUUAGUCCCUUACUUACUUAUAGG
This is a messenger RNA of Guyanagaster necrorhizus, 619 nucleotides long. RefSeq lists its product as uncharacterized. Bases 205 to 387 code for a protein of 60 amino acids. Lineage: Eukaryota; Fungi; Basidiomycota; Agaricomycetes; Agaricales; Physalacriaceae. The transcript is spliced from 4 exons. The record is from RefSeq and is a predicted model, not a curated record.